CGAAUGAGAAAACGCUCACCAAGAGCUCCGGAUCUUCUGUAACCACUGUGGCUCAAGGCGUUUUGCUCGAGCACGCUCGCCGUCCCCCUCCGCAGAGCGGCCCCGCUCGGCCACCAGACCCGAAGAGCAGCCAUGGGCGCGUGCUGCACGUCCACGGCGGCGUUCGACCGCCGCGAGCAGCGGGAGCGUGCGGCGCGGCAGUCCGGCGCCAAGCCGAACACCGCCGUGCAGCCCAGAGGCGACUGGACACCGCCACCAGUCGUCGAGGAGAUUGACGAGAUGGCCCAGCUGAAGCUGCUGCUGGAGCAGAUGCCCUGCAUGAAGGCGCAGGAGGUGCUGGUCGCGAUGUCGACCUUCGUCAUCAUCGACGUGCGUCUGGCUGGCUUCCGGCGCCUGGAGGAGCUGCAGCAGGAGGGCGCCAGGGACGAGCUGCUGCCAAUCGGCUGCGUGGAGGCCGUGAUCAAGGCGAUGGAGGUGCACUACGGCUCGGGCUCUGCCCCGCUGCAGGAGAGUGGCGUGCGGCUCCUGCGCGCCGCGGCGGCCACGCCGGCCGGGCAGCUGAAGGUCACGUCCUCCGGCGGCUGCAAGGCUGUGAUCCAGGCGAUGGAAAUGACCGGCAGCCUGCAGAUCAACAGCAUGCAGAUCGCGGCGUGCGAGGCCCUGUUCAACCUUGCCUCGAACAGCACCUCGAACAAGACGAAGAUCGCGGCGCUCGGUGGAGUGACCGCCCUCCUGAAGGCGAUGUCGGCCUUGAUGGACGAUGCGCGCGUGCAGGAGGCGGCCUGCGCGUGCCUUCGCAUGCUGACGCCCAACCAAUCGAAUCAGACCAGGAUCGCGAACGCCGGGGGCGCCGAGCGGAUCCUGGAGGCCAUGAAGAAGCACCCGGGUGACGCAGAGUUUCUGAACCAGGCAUGCUGGGCACUUUGCCAUCUGGCGUACGGACAUCCAGAGAACCAGAAGAAGAUGUCCUCGCUAGGCGUUUGCCAGGCGCUGCUGGCGAGCAUGAGGGGGCACGCAUCGUCGUCUGGCGUGCAGGUCCACGCGAUGUGGGGCCUCAAAAACAUGUGCGCCUCGAUCCAGGAGAAUCAGGUGACGCUUGCUGAAGGGGAGUGCAUCGAUCUCAUCCGCAUCGCGUUGGAUCGGUACGCAGACGAGUCCUCCGUUGUGGAGCAAGGGUUGUGGUUACUGCGCAACCUCGUCGACAAAAAUGCCGAGAACACGGCCAAGUUCCAUGCCCUGGUGGGGGAGAAGACCGUGAAAGAGCUGAUGCAGAAGCACUCUGCCGCGUCCAAUGUGCAGAACGCCGGAAACGCCCUCCAGGCCGUCCUCCACGACAAGGGCAUCGUGAACCGCUCCUCCCUGAUUGCCAUGGGCAGCAGGUGAGGCUCCAGGGCCCGCUCUUCCACCCCCUUCGCAGCACUGCUGUGCCACGCCAGGCCCGGAGGAGGAGG
Messenger RNA from Prorocentrum cordatum, 1451 nucleotides. Lineage: Eukaryota; Dinophyceae; Prorocentrales; Prorocentraceae. The record is from the annotation of a GenBank genome assembly.